Messenger RNA from Toxotes jaculatrix (banded archerfish), 2392 nucleotides. It is a transcript of the gene med17, whose product is annotated as mediator complex subunit 17. The coding region runs from base 144 to 2075 and encodes 643 amino acids. NCBI's taxonomy places the organism in Eukaryota, Metazoa, Chordata, Actinopteri, Toxotidae. Gene Ontology annotation, biological process: regulation of transcription by RNA polymerase II. Gene Ontology annotation, molecular function: transcription coregulator activity. Gene Ontology annotation, cellular component: core mediator complex; mediator complex. The transcript has 13 exons. The record is from RefSeq and is a predicted model, not a curated record.
GGGGGGGCAGUAGAGUGCGUGUAUUCCGGUGCAGACAGCGAGAGAAGAAUGAACCGUAUUCGACGUUGCUGGAAAACAUACCGCAACUCCAGUGAAUAACCUGUUAUUGUUCGGACUCUACUGAAUAUAAGAGCCUUGUCAUCAUGUCCGGGGGUCCAGCAGUGAGGGUCAGCAUUGAGUCCUCUUGUGAAAAGCAGGUGCAGGAAGUGGCCCUGGAUGGGACAGAGACAUAUGUCCCCCCACUGUCCAUGUCCCAGAACUUGGCAAAGUUGGCACAAAGGAUUGACUUCAGCCAGGGAUCUGACUCAGAGGAGGAUGGGGUCGAGGGCGAACCCAGGGACCGUGAGUGGGGCAAGCAGGAGCCAGAAGAAGAAGAAGGCACAGUGAAGUUUCAGCCGUCUCUUUGGCCCUGGGACUCAGUGCGUAACAACCUGCGCAGUGCCCUGACAGAGAUGUGCGUACUCUAUGACGUACUUAGUGUGGUGAAGGAGAAGAAGUACAUGGCCUUAGACCCAGUGCCUCAGGAUCCAGCAGCCGGGAAGACCCCCCAGGUGUUCCAGCUGAUCAGUAAAAAGAAAUCACUGGCCACAGCAGCACAGCUCCUCCUGAAGGGAGCAGAGAAGCUCACUAAGUCAGUAGCAGAGAACCAGGAGAACAGGAGACAGAGGGACUUCAACUCUGAGCUGUUGCGACUUCGCUCACAGUGGAAACUACGCAAAGUAGGAGACAAGAUCCUGGGAGACCUCAGCUACCGGAGCGCAGGUUCUCUUUUUCCUCACCACGGCACAUUUGAGGUGAUCAAGAACACAGACAUUGAUCUGGACAAAAAAAUCCCAGAGGACUACUGUCCCCUUGAUGUCCAAAUCCCCAGUGAUUUGGAGGGAUCUGCUUAUAUCAAGGUGUCCAUCCAGAAACAAGCUCCAGACAUUGGUGAUCUAGGAACUGUCAGCCUGUUCAGGAGACCCCCAAAAACCAAACCUGGUACCCAGCCAUGGCAUGUGAAACUAGAGGCGGCUCAGAAUGUUUUGCUCUGUAAGGAGAUCUUCGCCCAGUUGUCCAGGGAAGCUGUCCAGAUUAAAUCCCAGAUCCCUCACAUUGUUGUGAAGAAUCAGAUCAUCUCUCAGCCCUUCCCAGGUCUGCAGCUGUCCAUCUCACUGUGCCACUCUACAGGGGAGAAGAAGAACCAUCGGGCGUCUCCAGAGAAACCCAAACCAGAUGAUCACCUUUACGUACUGGAACACAACUUGCAUCAAAUGAUGAGAGAGUUCCACAAGCAGCAGCUGAGCUCUGUGGUGAUGCCACAUCCUGCCAGUGCCCCCUUUGGCCACAAACGCCUGCGGCUUGCGGGGCCGCUGGCCUACGACAAGGCUGAGAUCUCCAGCUUGCAGCAGAAUGAGGGGCUGCUGGAGAAGAUCAUCAAACAGGCCAAACACAUCUUCCUACGGAGCAGGACGGCACGAACCAUCGACAGCCUGGCCAGUCGAAUCGAAGACCCCCAGAUCCAGGCUCACUGGUCCAAUAUCAACGACGUGUAUGAGUCCAGCGUCAAGGUGCUCAUCACGUCUCAGGGCUACGAGCAGAUCUGCAAGUCCAUCCAGCUGCAGCUGAACAUCGGUGUGGAGCAGAUCAGGGUGGUGCACAGAGACGGACGUGUCAUCACACUGUCACACCAGGAACAGGAGCUGCAGGACUUCCUUCUCUCACAGAUGUCGCAGCAUCAGGUGCAUGCAGUUCAGCAGCUGGCCAAAGUGAUGGGCUGGCAUGUCCUUAGCUUCAGUAACCAUGUAGGCCUGGGCCCAGUGGAGAGCAUUGGAAACGCCUCCGCUGUCACUGUUGCCUCUCCUAACGGAGAGUACGCCAUCUCAGUGCGUAAUGGCCCAGAGAGCGGGUGCAGAGUUUUGGUCCAGUUCCCUCGCAGCCAGACCAAAGAACUGCCGAAGAGCGACGUCAUCCAGGACGGCAAGUGGAGCCACCUCAGGGGGCCCAACAAAGAGGUCCACUGGAGCAGGAUGGAGGGACGAAACUUUGUCUACAAGAUGGAGCUCCUCAUGGCUGCACUGACUCCCUGUCCUUAGCUACAGCCUCUGUCCGCAGACGCCUUUGGAAGUGAACUGGACAACCGACAACUCCCACACACAAUCAGCCACAACAUGUGGAAAGGGGUAGAAACACUGAGGUUUUGCAGGCCACAGGCUCUUUUGUUAAUAAUGUGACUUUUCCUUCCUUUGUCCAACUCAUGGACUUUUUAAACAUUACCUUUAGUGCUGCCUGCUCUGUUUUUCAUAAUGUAAGGUGUCGAGCACAUGUACCAUGUACCUCAAACAGCCUGAUACAAAAUAAAAAGAAAAGUCUGUAGGUGUUUAUUAGUGUAAGAAUAAAGCUUUGAAUUCCA